Acanthaster planci (crown-of-thorns starfish) is the source of this 4603-nucleotide messenger RNA. RefSeq names its product ubiquitination factor E4A (gene ube4a). Gene Ontology annotation, biological process: ERAD pathway; protein polyubiquitination; ubiquitin-dependent protein catabolic process. Gene Ontology annotation, cellular component: cytoplasm; nucleus; ubiquitin ligase complex. NCBI's taxonomy places the organism in Eukaryota, Metazoa, Echinodermata, Asteroidea, Valvatida, Acanthasteridae. The record is from RefSeq and is a predicted model, not a curated record. Gene Ontology annotation, molecular function: ubiquitin-ubiquitin ligase activity.
UGUCGCAGUCGGUUCUCACCUGACAAUGAGAAAAGCCGCGGAUUCAGUAAAUGUUAAACCAGCUAAUCACGGUAGGGAAAAUAAUGGUCAUUUGAGGGACUUCAGACUUCAGUAGUUAAAAACAGCUGACACCCAGUGAAACCCAAAAAUGGAGCCAGAAAUGGUCAACCCGUUUGCCCUCUUGCAGUCUGCCAAGGCAGAGAACCCAGAGGUCGAGAGGGGUCAAAGUGCAGAGGUCACUCCCAAGGCAGAUGGAGCUGAUGAUCAGAGUGAGGGCAUUGGGGAUGCAGGGUCAGAGGUCAAAGGUGAAACAGGGACACGGGAGGCAGAGAAGGUGCAGGCCAUUGAUCGGAUGAUUCAGACGGUAUUUCUGGUGACCAUAGAUCACGAGGGCGAGACAAAUCAGCGGGGUAUGCCUCCCCGCUGCGUGUACCUUGUGGAAACAGCCGAUGCUGUCAAGGAGGAAAGCGAAGGGGCCUGGCACUGGCUGGGAUGGGACGUCAUUGAUCGAGCCGUCUUUGAGAGGUUGCUCCUGGAAGACCCUGCCUUCCAUGUCAUCAACAUGAACUCCUCUUCAGUGAGCUGCAGCAUCGAGGAGCAGGAGGCGGGAGAGAAGGAGGUGAUGCGGUACCUGCUGGCCUGCUACAGGAGGAGCGUGGAGCAGUCCAAGGCUAACAAGGAUGACCUCCAUGAAUAUGCAGAGUGCUGUCGGCGAGUGGUUGUGUCAAAUGCGGUGACCAGUUUGCUGACACCAGAGCUAUUCAGCAAUCAAGACCUUCACGCACAGACGAUGACCUUGCUGCUGCAGAUGUUUGCAAGUGGAGAGAUUGACCACGCUUUCAGCUUCUUGCUUGAAGUGGCCGACGCCAUCUUGCUGGACGAGGACCUGCAGCUGGCCGACGCCUUUGGUCCGUUGCUAGACCACCUGUACAAAGAGAUGAGGGGAAUCCCAUCGUUUUCCGAUGCCAGGAACAUGGUUUUCUGUGCUGUCCUGGAGCUCUUCACACGACGCCCAAGUUUAGCAAAGAUUCUGAUGGAUCAUGUCUCGCCUAAGGACCCCAAAAAGGCCAAGAGUUACGAGGAGACAGUGCUAGGGGUGCCACUGUCUCUGUCCUGUAUCCCCAAACAUCAGCGGGUGGCCGAGUUCUUCACCACGCCCUCCAGGGGAACCCAGCGGGAGCACAAUGCAACCCAGGAAUUCUUGUGGCAGCCUAUAUCCCUCCUGAAUGAGAGGAUGUAUGAGAUAUUCAAAGGAAUCUUCAAGUCUUCCGCGGCGAACAAAAACAGGCUGCUAGCGUGGCUAGGAAACUGUCUACAUGCCAAUACAGGACGGGCUAAACUCUGGUCCAGGGAGCUGCCCAACUUUGGCCAGGUCUUCGCCAGCGACGCCUUCUUUGUGAACCUGGGAGCUGUCAUGGUGCGAUUCUGCACCCCGUUCACUGCGCCAGACUCCAGCAAGAUCCUGGGUGUGGACCUGAGCUACAGUCGGCUGGAGCUGAGCAGCAACGCGGGAGAGGAGGAGAUGAACGCCAAGGGGGUGCAUCUACGAGGGCUCCCUAAGGAGACGUGCCUCAUUAAGUUAGCUGAUGAUGAUGGAGGCACGCUUAGCGCUGCCCCCUCGCUACCCGCCCGCCCUCCAUACAAGUUCACCACGGAGAUCUUCUUCCUGACUCAGCGUUGUCUACACCUGGGCUACCACAGCGUGCUGGAGCGCUUCAACCGGCUCAACCGGGAUCUACACCGUAUCCAGGAGGCCUAUCAGGAGAUGCAGGGACUGGGCACCAGGGGUGGGAGGACCAACCCCGCCGUGGAGAGGCUCCGAGAACAGAUGGAUAUCGCCAUGGCCCUGUUCCUGUCUUUAAGAACUGCCCUCCUAGAGCCUCAGCUGGUCCAGCACAGCUGGAACCUCCACCUAGCUACGGCCCGUCUCCUCAUCCAGUUAGCUACCACCGAAGACCGAACCACUCUCCGGAUGCCUUCCUACCCCUUGCCCCCUGGGGAUGAAGGGGCUGCGUCCGUACCCCACUGCCUGGCUGACGUGCCCGAGUUCCUGGCCGAGAACCUGAUCAACUUCCUGCAGUUCCUGCGCCGCUUUGCCGAGCAGAAGUUUGAGGAUGGGGCGGAGUCCCUGGGCCACCUGAUGGCCUUCAUCGUGACCUUCAUGGGGAGUAAAGGUCGGAUGAACAACCCCCACCUCCGGGCGAAGCUUGCGGAGGUGAUGGAGGGCCUAAUCCCUCCUAAGGACCAGGCAAAGGCCAUUGUGACAACGUUCAAUCGGGAGAAAGUGUUCCAGGAACAUCCCCUCCUUCCACUUGUCUCGCGGUCGCUGCUCAGCAUCUAUGUGGACAUUGAGUUCUCGGGAGAUGCCCAUGCCUUUGAACAGAAGUUCAACUACCGACGGCCCAUGUAUCACAUCCUCAAAUACCUCUGGAGCUUACAGCAACACAGACAGAGCAUGAAGGAGAUAGCUAAGGAAGCCUUGCAGUCAAUGGAGGCAGCCAACGCACCCCUGUUUCUUCGUUUCAUCAAUCUCCUCAUCAAUGAUGCCAUCUUCAUGCUGGACGAGGCAAUGGAUAAUCUGAAACAGAUCAAGGAGAUGCAGCAUCAGCGAGACAGCGGUGAAUGGCGCAGUCUGUCACCCCUGGAUCUGCAGCAGCGAGAGGGUGCCCUGCGCACCAACGGCAGCAUAGCGCGCUUCUUCAACGUCAUGUCCAACGAGUCCAUGAAUAUUCUAAAGUUCAUCACCAGUGAGAUCAAGGCAAUAUUUGUGCAUCCGGUAAUGGUGGACAGAGUGGCAGCCAUGUUCAACGACUUCUUGCUGAAGCUGGUGGGUCCCAAGAUGGGUGCCCUGAAGGUCAAGAACUUUGACGAGUUUGAGUUCAGGCCGGGCAGCCUGGUGCAGCACAUCUGCCAGGUCUACCUCAACCUGGGCGAGGACGAGAGGUUUUGCGCGGCCGUCUCGCGGGAUGGCCGGUCCUACUCGGCAACCCUCUUCACCCGGGCCGACCGGGUCCUGAAGAAGAUCAUAGCCCCCAUCGAGAUGAUCGAGGCAAUGGCAGCCUUUGCCGAGAGGGUCAGGGCCAUGGCAGCUAAACAGGAAGAGGAAGAGGAAACCUUUGCUGAUGCCCCUGAUGAGUUCAUAGACCCUUUGACCUUUACCCUCAUGAGUGACCCCGUGACCCUGCCGUCCUCCCGCAUAGUGAUGGAACGAGCUGUUAUAGCCAGGCAUCUACUGAGUGACCACACUGAUCCGUUCAACCGGUCACCCCUCACCAUGGAGGAAGUCAUUCCCAACGAUGAGCUGCGGGAGAAGAUUGAAACCUGGAAGCGGGAGAACUCCAAGAGGAAAUGAGUCCCAGACUCCAAUGUAGGGCAUCAAUUGCCUAGGAAUCCUCACCCUGGAAAUUUAUCUGGCGCAGGGAAUAUUUGGUAACCGAAAAAUUGCUUUACCAGCUGAGUCUAGGGUAGCAUUUAGUCAAGGCGUGGGUGGCACUUUAGACACUGGAAAUAUGAAAAGGACCAGUCCUUUGGCAAAAUCACAGGAGCUAAUUAAUAUUUAUUUAUUCAAGUUAUUUGAAUUAUAUGUUUUAGGCUUUGCUCAUUUUAAGGGUGCUGGGAGCAUGACCUUUGUUGGUAGUACAUUCAUUGUUGACCCAAUUGAUAUCCAAUGUAAGCUUCAAAGAUACGGCAUUUUUUCGUGAAUGCAUUUGACGAUGCAAAUAAUUCUACAGUUUGAUUGGUCAGCGUGAGAAUUUCUCGAUCAAAUUGGGAGAGACAUGUAAAGAAAAACAUAAGCCUUUCCCAUGUGAUACCGGUACAAACGGCAAUCGCAGCUUCCCCAUUCACUUUGGUCAGUUUUUCAUGUUGUAUGUAAGCCUUCCUGGUGCUGUACACUCCUUGACUAUGGCCAAGUUCUGGGCUGGUAUAAUAGCAGUUGAAUUUGAACUGCAUGAUGUUUUCUGCUUCCCGCCUUUAGAAACAGAGCCCUGGUCAUAUCUAGCUCAUCGCACCACCACUGUCAGGCACUGAUGAGGGUUUGUGGACCGUAGAAAUGUAAUAGGCCUAUGUACUGAUGACAUCACACUUCGUUAAAUUAACAGACAUAUGCAUUCUCCUGUGGAGCUAGUGAGGGCCCCCAGUUGUCGCGUACCACAGGAAAGCACACUUGUAAAAAUAGUACAGAUGUCAUUGGGUUGCCAUAUGCUGUUAGUGAUAGGCAUAGAACUAUUGAUAAAAUUUUUGGGCAAUUAAGCUAAUAGCGUUGGCACAUUUGUUGCCUGCACCGAAGACUCUUUCCCUUUUUUGAUGGUUGACGAGAACAUAUGGGCUGUUUUGUAAAUUUGGGCUCCAAUUUCCUUUCGAGUCCUGGUACAUCUGGCGUGAUUCUGCAAGGUUAGAACACACUCUUUCAUUCCCACGAGUAAUUCAGUAUUACAAAUUACCUACAAAUCAAUUACAACUCAAUUUCAGUGGUUCCUCCAUGUCCAAUUACAGCGGUCAGGGGUAACAGGGACAUAAAACUGCCACAAUCUCUGGACCGUGGAUGCGUAGAGUGACCUGUCUGUGUAUCACUUGAGAGUUUCAGAGUUAAAAUUAGUAUACU